Rhipicephalus sanguineus (brown dog tick) is the source of this 2020-nucleotide messenger RNA. RefSeq lists its product as uncharacterized. Gene Ontology annotation, molecular function: metal ion binding. Gene Ontology annotation, biological process: superoxide metabolic process. The record is from RefSeq and is a predicted model, not a curated record. The transcript is spliced from 8 exons. NCBI's taxonomy places the organism in Eukaryota, Metazoa, Arthropoda, Arachnida, Ixodida, Ixodidae. Bases 124 to 1962 code for a protein of 612 amino acids.
ACGGGCGUCGCCUGCGGAGUCAGCGCAGACAGAUUCGGGCGACAUCGCCGGUUUUCGUUUCCAAGACACCGCAGUGUAUGCUGCCCUAUACAGCCAGCACGUCAGCUAGUCGGAUGUGUCGCCAUGGGUCCAAAGUCGCUCCUGUUUGUACUUCUGGCCGCAGCGUCCAUGGAGGUUGCGCACUCCGCGACCACGCCCUUGGCAGCGGUGUUCAAUUCGGCCGGCGUUCGCGGCAGCGUUGACGUGGAGCCUUUGGCGGCUGCGGCACACGGCGUCUCGGUGCGCGUCUCGCUGGUGGGCGGCCAGCCGCGCGAGACCUUCCGCUGGGCGGUGCACCGGCUGCCUCCGAGGCACGACUCCUCUGCACCGUGCACCUACGACUGGAUCGGCGAGCCGAUCCAGGAUCUGACCGGCGAGUUCGGCCAGCUAACCUCAGAGCAGGAGACGCGUCUCGCGACCAAGGCCCCGCUGCCCGUGGAGCCCCGGCGGUGGGCAGGCCGCGCCCUGGUACUGCACAGCGUCCAGACGGGCCGCACGGCGUGCGCCGCAUUGCAACCGCCGGGCGCUCCGGUCACUACGUACGCCGCUAGGUUCACGGGUCCUCCCGUGGCCGGCACGCUCUUCGUGCGACGAUGGCCCAGCUUCGGCACCGUCUACGCCGAGCUGCACUGGACCAAUGGGACGCGCCGCGACGCUCAGGUGCGAUGGUCCAUUCACAGAAGGCGACAGAAUCAGCCUGCACUUCUUCAGCAGCCGCCUCCCGGAGCUCCGGCCGGAAACCUCACCCACGUGACGCCCCCGAACGUCCCUAAGCCACCUACGGUCGUGCCCUGUUACACUCCGCCAGACUCCUGCUCCCAGCUCAUCGUGGGCAAGCGGCCUGGAAAUGUGGGGACCCGUACUUACCAUGUGAUCGAGGGCGUUCCGCCUGCUCUGGAUACGUGCGCCGGAGGAGAGAGCACGCCCGGGAGUCAGCUGGUGGCUACCCUGACGGACGUGGCAACGGGUCAGCCGAUGGGGGCGGCAGUGCUGCAUGAGUGGAGGUCCCGGCACGCGGUGGCCGACUUGGGACUGCGCCACGGAAAGGCGAUCUUCCACCAGCCAUCGCCGUUCGAGCCAACGCUGUCCAUCGUGCAGCUGGAGAACCUCGACUACGUCGCUUCCGCGCUUAUCAUUGGGCCGAUUUCCAUUGGUACCGCGGACAAACAGUGCCCGGGACCGGCCGCGCCCUACAACCCGGCCAAGGUCGAGCGCGCGGCAAGUCCACCAGAAGGCCAUGGCACAACCGACCAAUUCGCCGUUGGUGACCUGAGCGGCAAGUACGGCCCGGUGGCCGGACAUCGCGCCGUCUACUGGCAUCUGCUCGACCCGACGCUGCCUCUGUCGGGGCCCGAGAGCGUCGUUGGACGCAUGCUGCUCGUGCGCGGCUCCGACGGCCGGCCCCUAGUAUGCGCCAAUCUGCUGCCAGUAUCUUCCAGGCCUCUGACGCGAGCACGGGCCACGCUCGAAGGGCCGCUCAAGGGAUCCCUCACCAUCACGCGCACCGACCAUGCCGAGGACCCAUUGGGCGAUGCGUACGUCGACCUGGGACUGUGCUGGCAAGAUGGCCGCAACGCCACAGUGGACCACAACUGGCACCUGCACUCCGUUCCUCUGGCACCUGGGUCGUUCGAUUGCGCAGCCACCAAAGGCCACUACAAUCCGCACCACGUGGACACAGGACCAGCGUACGGCUGCCAGUGUUCAUCCCACGCACCGCUGCGGUGCGAGGCGGGUGACCUGGCUGGCCGCCAGGGCACCGUCUCCAUACCGAACUGUCGAACAGGACUGGCCAGGUACCACUUUGCAGACUCGCACGUGGCGCUGUCUGGCCCAACCAGCGUCAUUGGGCUUCCAGUUGUGUUCCACCAGUCACACUUUGGGAUGCCUCGCGUUGCUUGUGCAAAUCUUAAGCCUUUAUAACGACCUUUUUCGAUAAAGCCUGCGAGACAAAAUAAGGGUCGCAUUAAAUAUAUCCAAA